AUGAAGCAGGCAGAUUUGCUCGCAACUCUUGAGAAGGACACGCAGCAUCUUUCGAUGGAGAUUCGGACACUGAGGCACCAACGUCUCGGCCUGUUCGCAGGUAUGCCAACCAAGAAGGACCUCUGGGAUGUCGUCGCGGACUAUUUCCGACUAUUUCGCCACGGAUUGCACGCGAGCGCAAAGUUCAGAACCGCCCAGCUAGAUUUCGUGCGCACAACGAUGGCUACAGACGUCGUCUUCAACGCGCAGUAUGGUGUUGAGACCCAGAUGAGGAGCUGGUGCUUUCUGCAAUGGUUCGACGACGUCGAAGCGGAGCUAGAAAACUUGCAAAAGAGCACCAAGAUGUCGCUAAAUGCGACCAUGACAACAAGCGUGACGAUCACGAAUCGAACGUUGAGCAACGUGUUUCCUUACCUGAAGAAAAGCAGUAGCUUGGCGUGCAAACUUGUGGGUCAGCGCAUCGUGAUGCGUGGUUCGGCUCGCUUUGACUGGGAUAGUUCGACCAGCCGCGUGACGAGCGUGAUAUCACAGAGCGACAUGUUGACCCCAAUGCUGCGUCUGCUGGGAAGCUUUGAGGACGUGAGUCAAGUGUUCGAUCAGGCGCUCAUUUCGCCCGAGUUCCAGUGGAGAUCAAUGUCCUAA
Molecule: messenger RNA, 642 nt
Organism: Phytophthora sojae
Lineage: Eukaryota; Oomycota; Peronosporomycetes; Peronosporales; Peronosporaceae
Exons: 1
Coding region: 1-642 (213 amino acids)
Source: RefSeq, a predicted model, not a curated record